Messenger RNA from Pochonia chlamydosporia 170, 1797 nucleotides. Its product is annotated as jumonji domain-containing 2D. Bases 1 to 1797 code for a protein of 598 amino acids. Lineage: Eukaryota; Fungi; Ascomycota; Sordariomycetes; Hypocreales; Clavicipitaceae. Gene Ontology annotation, cellular component: nucleus. The record is from RefSeq and is a predicted model, not a curated record. Gene Ontology annotation, molecular function: histone H3K9 demethylase activity; histone H3K36 demethylase activity. The transcript has a single exon. Gene Ontology annotation, biological process: chromatin remodeling.
AUGGACACUGUUGGGGAUCGGAGCAGUGUUUUGACAUCGCUGGUGAUGGGGCCGACGACGAACGAGCUGCGUGGUGAUGAUGAUGGUCGGGUUUCUGUGGCGUUUGCGACUGGAGAUGCGCAUCGAUAUGUGGCUUCUGUUGAGGAAGUUGGCAUGGCUGGUGUUGAUGGUCUGGGUGUACAGGGCACUGAUGCUCGAGAAGAGACGGAUGAGUUGGUGUCAGGUGGGCCGACGAGUGAACAGGAGCCGACUGAUGAGGUUGCUGGGGUGGUGCCAGAGCCGAUGAGCCUUCAAACGACUGAUUUCGUUCCGCAGCCGCCUCUGUUAAUAGAAGAUGAGGUUAGGCCGGCCGAUGAAGACAGUGCCAACAGACUCGAAACGGCACCCAGAGACGACAUAAUCAUCGAAGAGACCGGACCUCUUCAAAAACCACCGAACGCCGAAGAUACCAUAAGCGCCAACGAGGAUAUAGCAGCAUCUAUUCAAAGAACACCACCCAUCGCCGGCGAUGAUAGACACACCGAGGAAGACAGUACAACGGUUACUCCGACUGUGUUGAGCAACGACGAAACACAAACUGCACCCUUAUCACCAGAGCCACACAUAACACCCAAAGCUGGUGACACGGGACAUCAAACAACACAGCCCAGGGAGCUCAACAAUGACGGACUAGCCAUCAAAUACGAUUAUGACUACGUCGAGGGCCAUCGUAUUCUGCGUUUCAAACCUACCACAGAGCAGUGGGAUGACUUCCCCGCCGUUUUGGCCUAUGCCAGAAGUCUUGGUGCCGAGGGGGAUGGCUGCUUCAAGGUCAUUAUCCCGGAUGACUUACAGGAUGCGCCACCGGAGAAGCCUGCACAGAGUCUACCGGCCAACGCAUACAAGGUCAAGUUGAUAAGACGGACGACUUUCUGGCAAGUAAGCACGGUGCCGUCAGAAGGUGUUUUCGCAUCAUCCCAAGAACCCGGCUCCGAAUUCUCCGAUUCAGUGGAUGUCGCCCUCAAGCAUCUGAAGCACCUCUUCAGAAAACAUCAAAAUAGGCAACUGCGCAACAUUCGAUACCGAGUCGACGUGCCCGCCUGGACUAAAACCCAAAGACGCCUUGCCGGCGUUCCGGAGAGAAGCCCAAUCUACCCCCUAAAAGGCGACAAGCUCGACCACACCAAAGCCGUCAUUCCCGGCAUACACACCCCCUACGUAUAUGAAUCAUCAUCAUCCUUUGGGGCGACAUUUCAAAUCCACGCCGAAGACUUUCGCCUCGCAUCACUAAACCACCUCUAUAAAGGACGAAAGAUCUGGAUCGUCAUCCCCGCCACAGAUGUCGAUGUAGCAGAGCGAGCUUUGGGCCGAGGCUCGAGCUGUUCGCAAUUCAUGCGCCACCGAGCUGAAUUCUUCUUCCCCGAUAAGCUUGAAAAGCUCGGCAUACCAUACAGGAUCGUCGAUCAACGUCCCGGCGAGACAAUCGUCAUUCUCCCCGACGCAUAUCACGAAGGCUUCAGCUGCGGAUACACCAUUGCCGAGGCGAAGAACUACGCUGAUCCCGCGUGGACGACGGACUCGUACCAGCCGUGCCAAGCGAGCUGUAGAUUAGCCACGGCCAUCCCUGCGGCAUUUAUGCGCCCUCUUGGUGAGGGCGAGCAGCGUCUCGAUUUAUGCGCUGCGUAUGGCGAUGGCUUAUCGAUUCCUGUGCCUGCCGAAGCGCCAAAGAAGCGGGAUCAUGAAGAGGUGGAUGCUCAUGGAGUAGCGACAAAUGGGGUUGAGGAACAGGAGGCUAAGCGGGUGAGGGUGUAUGAAUAG